GCGCUCUCGGCUCCCGAUGCAUAAAGGACCUGCUCUGCCUCCCGCUUCUACUUCCUUGUCUUCCGAGCUGUAUCCGGGUCGUUGCUUUCCCUAUUGUCUCAGGCAGUCGGGUCUCGGAUUGUGCAAAUUCUGGGUCUUUUGUUGCUUCUGGUGCAGGCUAAUAAAGUUUUUCUUUCUUUCUUUCUUUUUUUCUUUUUUUUCUUUUUUCCUAACGGUUUUAACGAGGGAGCUCGCUCCGCAGGGCUGCCAGGUUGGCGGCGCUGCCUGGACCGGAGGGCGCCCGCGCCCGGGGAGCGAGCGCCUGGGGCCGGUUCUGCGAGGACGGAGGGGCGGGCCAGGGGGUGGGGUGCGGGCAGGGACCGCGGGGCUGCACCGGGGACGCCCCAUCCGCCCGGCGGCACCGCCGAUUUUUAAAUAGCAUCUUCCGACUGGUUCCCGCGGUCUCAGCGCCCGACCUCGGCGCUGCCUGGGCUCUCGCAGCCUCUCGCUAGGUCUCCCAACGACCGCCUCACGGAUUCCUUAUGGAUCGCAGCUCCAAGAGGAGGCAGGUGAAGCCUUUGGCAGCUUCUCUGCUAGAAGCUCUCGAUUAUGAUAGUUCAGAUGACAGUGAUUUUAAAGUUGGAGAUGCUUCAGAUUCUGAAGGGAGUGGUAAUGGAAGUGAAGACCCCUCAAAGGACAGUGGAGAAGGUUCCUGUAGUGAUUCCGAAGAAAAUAUUUUAGAGGAAGAACUAAAUGAAGAUAUUAAAGUAAAAGAAGAACCACUUAAAACUUCUGCAGAGGAGGAAAUACUGCCAUCAGAAAAACAGUUAAUUAAAAUAGAAAAGAAGGAAGAAGAAAAUGGAGAAAGACCUAAAAAGAAAAAGGACAAAGAGAAGGAAAAAGAGAAGGAGAAAGAAAAAGAGAAGGAGAGAGAGAGGGAGAAAGAAAAAGCAACAGUAUCUGAUAAUGUGGCUGCUUCUGCUGCUGCCACCUCACCAGCCACAAGUCCUCCUGCUGUCAACGCAUCUCCUUCAGUCCCUACUACAACUAGUACGGAGGAACAAGUCAGUGAGCCAAAAAAGUGGAACCUUCGUCGAAAUCGACCGCUUUUGGAUUUUGUAUCCAUGGAAGAAUUGAAUGACAUGGAUGACUAUGACAGUGAAGAUGACAAUGAUUGGCGACCUACUGCAGUAAAGAGAAAGGGAAGAUCUGCAUCUCAGAAAGAAGGAAGUGAUGGAGACAAUGAGGAUGAUGAAGAUGAGGGGAGUGGAAGUGAUGAGGAUGACAAUGAUGAAGGCAAUGAAGAAGAUCAUAGCAGCCCUGCCAGUGAAGUGGUUUGCAAGAAGAAGAAGAGUAAAGUUCUUAGCAGAAACAGUGCUGAUGAUGAGGAACUGACCAAUGAUAGCCUGACACUAUCUCAAAGCAAGAGUAAUGAGGACUCGCUGAUUCUUGAGAAGAGUCAAAACUGGAGUUCUCAAAAAAUGGACCAUAUUAUGAUCUGCUGUGUUUGUCUUGGAGAUAAUAGCGAAGAUGCUGAUGAAAUAAUUCAGUGCGACAAUUGUGGCAUUACAGUUCAUGAAGGUUGCUAUGGAGUUGAUGGAGAGAGUGACUCUAUUAUGAGUUCAGCUUCUGAAAACUCCACUGAACCUUGGUUUUGUGAUGCCUGUAAAUGUGGUGUUUCCCCUAGCUGUGAACUGUGUCCUAAUCAGGAUGGAAUUUUCAAGGAGACAGAUGCUGGAAGAUGGGUUCACAUUGUUUGUGCCCUUUAUGUUCCUGGAGUAGCAUUUGGAGAUAUUGACAAAUUACGACCAGUAACACUAACUGAAAUGAAUUAUUCCAAAUAUGGUGCCAAGGAGUGUAGCUUCUGUGAAGACCCUCGUUUUGCUAGAACUGGAGUUUGCAUUAGCUGUGAUGCAGGUAUGUGCAGAGCCUAUUUCCACGUGACUUGCGCCCAGAAGGAAGGCCUGCUUUCGGAGGCAGCAGCAGAAGAGGAUAUAGCAGAUCCAUUUUUUGCUUAUUGCAAGCAACAUGCAGAUAGGUUAGAUAGAAAGUGGAAGAGAAAAAACUACUUGGCUCUACAAUCCUACUGUAAAAUGUCUUUACAAGAAAGAGAGAAGCAGCUAUCACCAGAAGCACAGGCAAGGAUCAAUGCCCGGCUUCAGCAGUAUCGUGCCAAAGCAGAACUAGCUCGAUCUACCAGACCCCAGGCCUGGGUUCCAAGGGAAAAAUUGCCCAGACCACUUACUAGCAGUGCUUCAGCCAUUCGGAAACUGAUGCGGAAAGCAGAAUUAAUGGGGAUCAGCACAGAUAUCUUCCCAGUGGACAAUUCAGAUACUAGUUCUAGUGUGGAUGGAAGGAGAAAGCAUAAGCAACCUGCUCUCACUGCUGAUUUUGUGAAUUAUUAUUUUGAGAGAAAUAUGCGCAUGAUUCAAAUUCAGGAAAACAUGGCUGAACAAAAGAAUAUAAAGGAUAAAUUAGAGAAUGAACAAGAAAAGCUUCAUGUGGAAUAUAAUAAGCUAUGUGAAUCUUUAGAAGAACUACAAAACCUGAAUGGGAAACUUCGAAGUGAAGGACAAGGAAUAUGGGCCUUACUGGGCAGAAUUACAGGGCAGAAGUUGAACAUACCGGCAAUUUUGAGGGCACCCAAGGAGCGAAAACCAAGUAAAAAAGAAGGAGGUGCACAAAAGACAUCUAUUCUUCCUACGGUACUUUAUAGUUGUGGAAUUUGUAAGAAGAACCAUGAUCAGCAUCUUCUUUUGCUGUGUGAUACCUGUAAACUCCAUUACCAUCUUGGAUGUCUGGACCCUCCUCUUACAAGGAUGCCGAGAAAGACCAAAAACAGUUAUUGGCAGUGCUCAGAAUGUGACCAGGCUGGGAGCAGUGACAUGGAAGCAGAGAUGGCCAUGGAAACUUUACCAGAUGGGACUAAACGAUCAAGGAGGCAGAUUAAAGAACCAGUGAAAUUUGUUCCACAGGAUAUGACUCCAGAACCCAAGAAGAUUCCAAUAAGAAACACGAGAACCAGAGGACGGAAACGAAGCUUCAUACCUGAUGAAGAAAAACAUGAGGAAAGAGUUCCUAGAGAGAGAAGACAGAGGCAGUCUGUGUUACAGAAGAAGCCCAAGGCUGAAGAUUUACGAACUGAAUGUGCAACUUGCAAGGGAACUGGAGACAAUGAAAAUCUUGUCAGAUACCCUUCAUGAGACCCAACUCUGCCACAGCUCAUCCUCGGAGGCAAUCCUGGAAACCUCUUUAAUAAGUGUGAUUUUAAAAAUGUGGAUAACACUCUCAAUAGAGUACAUAAAGUAAAGGAGAACAGCUAUCUUGUCCUUCCCAUAAGCUUAUCACUGCAGAAAGUUGCCUUUGCUUGUCAGGUUUGGAUAGAAUGUAAUUGAUUGGUUUGUUACCUGGACUGACAAGGCACUUAAUUUGCCUGUGUGGAAUUUUUUUUCUAUUUCUUCUUCUUUUUUUUUUUUUUUUUUUUUUUUUUGCACUAAUCAGAAAUAUUUGAUAUGUGCAUUGUAGAAAAAUACUAGAUACUGUCUUGUCAGAAUUAUCCUAUUAAGUAAUGUUUUUCCUCUUGCUUCUUUGGCAAAUGAUGAUACACAGUAUUUGGACUUACUGAAGAGCUAUGGAAACCUAUGGGACUUAAUUGCAAUGUGCUAUUACUAUUGUUGAACACUACCAGUAACUAACAAAAAAGACAAUGCAUUCCAUUAGUUUGCUAUUUUGCUUCAUCCAACUCAAUACAUAAUUCAUAUAUGAAAUGCUACAUUGAGAAACAACUAUAGACUCUUACAUUAAUUAUUUCUAUUGAUAAUAUUCAGGAGUGAGAGACUUGUAAAGCAUAUGUAUUUUAGUUUUGACUCAUUGUAUGAAAGUAUUGAUAUUAUUAACAUGAAAUUUUUACAACUUCAAAUUUGAAGCUCCUAAGUAAGAAUAUGUAUGUGUUGAUUUCUAGAUAUUUUAAAAUAAUGCCCAUAUUUAUUCAGUCCUUAUUGACAUAAUACAAACUUUCUGUAUUCAGUAUAAUUUUAUUUUUUCAACCUUAAGGAUGAGGUUAAGAAAUAAGGAGAGAUACAAAGCUUAUUGACUAUACAAGUCACCAGCUGAAAGAUCUUCAUCAACAUCUUUAUCUUUCCGGAGGUUUACAGAAUUAAAUUUUGAUCUUCAAGCUUUAAUGAUCGAGGUUUAAGGCAACUACAGAAAUUUGUUGAAUAUUUCAUCACUCCACCUUGAACUGAUUUAGAAGAGACACUUGGUUGAAAAUGAAAUGCACAUAUACAUGUAUAUUGUCAACUUGCUUCUUGGAAUUUCUUGAUCUAUAAAUGUGGUUUUGGACAUCUUUUCAGGUAUAGUGGCAAGUGAAAAUAGUUUAAACUUUAGGAAUAGGGUAGGCAAUGUGAUAAUCAAAAGUAAGUGUAAAUAUAAAGUUAUUAGUAAUCUAUAGUUAUAGUAAGCAACCAUAUUAUUGGAUACCAUGUUUACUACAGUAAUAGUAAUAUGUGUAUAAAAUAUAUAUAAAUAGAGAUUAAGGAUUAUCAAAAGAUAAUUUGGAGGAAAAGUAUUACUAACCUAUAGCAAACAGUAAGCUUUUGUUUUAAGAAUAAGAAAGGACUUAUUAUUUAUUACUACAUAAGUUUAUUAAUGCUGAUAAUUAGUAGUAUUGCCUGGACUCUAGCUGAUUUUAAGAAAAAUUACACAUUGCCAUUUUCUUAAGGGAAUGUGCUACUGUGUUAUAUCCUGGGCCUUCUUUGAUAUAUGGUGAGAAAUUUCUAGUGAUAAUUUUAGAUUUCCUUAGAAAUCAUUAAGCCUUAUGGGUUUGGUAUAACCAUUAAUCAGAAUCCCUUCCUCCUUGGUUCUAAUCAGAAUACUACAUUAUGAUUCUCUGUCUUGCAGCCUUUAGUGGUAGAUAGGCUAGUGCUAAGAAUAUUUGUCACCUAACACAAAUAUAAACUACAUAACUAAUAAUUAUUGGUCCUAGAAAAAGUUAUUUGGAAUAAGAGAAUUUCUAAAGGGAAUAAAAAACCCUUUCUCCAGAUAAUCUCCUAAAUGCUUUCAUAUUUUCACAGUAUACAAUUAAUUUCCCCCAUAAUGGUCCAGUUGCUAUUCAAAGGAAAUAUUAAUAUGUGCUUAAUAAAAUAUAGACCAAUUCACAGACAAUGUGAGAGAAAACUGCACAAUAGGUAAACGAUGGCUGUUUGUUAUACAACAGGGAAAGAAAAGACACUAAAAUAUCAGGAAGGAAAUUAAAUGACUGAAAUACAAGAAUGACAUGGUAGGAUAUAGUAGUGGUUCUCAGCCUUUACAGUGCACCAGGAUUUGUGCCAUAUUUCCCUCCUUCUUCCCCUUUUCCUUGCUUUACUCCCUCCUCCUGGCUCCCAGCAGUUUCUGAUUCAGUGGGUUUGCAGUGAGGUCUCAAAAUGAGCAUUCCUAUCAAGUUCCCAGGUGAUGCUGCUGCUGUUGGCCAGGGACACCCCUUUGAGAACCAUUUGUAUAUAUUUUUGAAAGAAUCAUUGUGUUUAACAUUGGUUGAUUGUUGUUUUAAUAUCCUUAAAAAGGCCCUUACAUUUUCAAAAAUAUUGUUUCCAUAUACAGUGGUCUGCAAACUGAGGCUUGUGAGCCACGGUUUGCCCUCUGUGGUCUAAUGAGUUUGCCAACCACUGCCAAUAAUUAGUUUCAUCUAUAACACAUACAAUAUAAUUUCUUCAUUUUCAUAAAUUCAGUUAAAUGUUUAUUUUAUUUCAUACCUAUUAUGAGGGAAGCAAUAUUUUAGAUUCAGAAAUGAAUAAAAAAAAUGUAUCUUCAUCCAUAAUCCACUAAUUCCUUUUGAAAAAAGAUUUGAAAUUAGGGUUAUAUUUGAACAUGAAAACAAAAUUUAGCCUUAAACUUUAUCCAUCUUAAAUUUAGAAAUGAUAUUUCUGUAUCAUUAAAUAUUGUUAAUAUGUUUCUUGAAUUUUUAUCUAAUUUUACAUUUAUAAUAUUAAAAGCUAUUACUGACCAUAAAAGUUAGAAUAUUCGCACCAAUUAUCAUAUUUUCAUGGUUUUAUAUUCAACUACUUCAUGAGACCACUCUCUUUUUCUUUUUCUUUUAACCUUUUAUUGUUAAGACUAUUACAGAUGUCCCCUUUGCCACCCCCCUACCCCUUAUUAAUCACUUAAUAUUCUUUAUUUGACAAAUUACCCGUUUUGCUUAAUUCACAGUAUGGCAUAUUUUAUGAAUAUUUCACCAAAAUCUAUUCAAGGAAUUUAGAAGGACUUUCUGCAGCAGAAUGAAGUAUUAACAUUGUUAAUUUUAUUUUCUGAAAUAGUUUUUGAUGGUUGUACAAGAGAUUCAGCUUUAGUGCUGUAUGGCAUAUGAAGGCAGAAAUCUUUUUCUGUAAUCCGAGUCAGCACUUUGUUAAGUUUUACAUAUACUAGGGAUUGUGCAUAAAAACAUUUCUGAGAUGGACAUGCUUUGCAAAUACAUUCUUAAUAAGAAUGUAGACCUCUUUCUCCCAGCACUCCCCCUAAGACUUUCUGCAGGUCUGCUGAUAAGAUUCACUGCUGUUCAGGCACAUAAGAUAUAAUGAAAUUGGAUGUUCACGCUGGGCUUUGUAAAUAAAAUGAGAUUGACCCCCAGCCAUUAGCUCACUUAUCUGAUUUACAUUGUAAAAUGAAGAUCUACACUAUUGAUUAGGGCAUAAUUAGUUAAUUAUGAACAGGUAAAUACAAAGUUAUGUGGGGCUUGAGCACAGCAGGUUGUACUGCUGAAACAUUUCCAGGGGCAUGAGCAGAUGGAGAUCAGUUUGUUAAAGAACAAAGCAGACAUGUUUCAGGUAUGGAAAUGUUGAAUCAUUCUCUCAUGCUGUGAAGAGGUACUUGACCUUACUGUGUAUUUUUAUAUGAAUUCUUUGAUUUCAUGUUUCAUUUUUUUUUUUGUUUCACUUUUAAUCUUGUAAUGUGUUGUGCAGAUGUAGCUAAUUGGAGCGAUCUUGUUAUUUAAGUGAUCAUUAAAUAUGAAUUAGAGGGAUUUCAGUAAUUAUCCAUAUAUUUUUCCAAUAAUAUACUUUCAUGUAUAAAGAAUAGUUCUGUUUUUCUUACCAUUCUUUCAUUCAUUACUGGCUGUGAUAAAAGUCCAUAGUGGCAUUAAUGAAAAAAAUUUGUAAGGCCUUCACAUUAGUCUUAUAUUUGUGAAAUAUGCUAUGAAGACAUUUUCUAGUUAUUUUGUUUAGAAAAUACUUAUAUAAGUGGUUUGCACUAAGAUUGUAAAAUAAAAGGAAAAAAUGUCUUUAUUGAUAUUAAAUGUUACUCUAAUAUUGUAGAAUGCAGAAUUUUGUGCAUGUUUGUAUUAUGUUAAAGGUGAUUUAACUCAUGGACCAUAGUCCUGCAUCUUCUCCAUCUUUUAAAAUGAGUAAUUGCAGUAAUUGGUUACUAUUCAAUGAAAGAAUCUUUCCCUCCUGGUUGACAGAUCUGUGUAGGUGUUUAAGCUGCUAGUGAGAUUUUGUUUAAGUAAUGUUAAUAUUCAAGACCAAUUCUUUUUAUCUUUCUUGUAUAGAAUUUUUACAUGGAAAUGAUGGAAAAGUAAAAAAUCCAAUCUAUGAAUUAUCUUA
Molecule: messenger RNA, 7571 nt
Organism: Pipistrellus kuhlii (Kuhl's pipistrelle)
Lineage: Eukaryota; Metazoa; Chordata; Mammalia; Chiroptera; Vespertilionidae
Gene: PHF14
Product: PHD finger protein 14
Exons: 17
Coding region: 522-3182 (886 amino acids)
Biological process (GO): regulation of transcription by RNA polymerase II
Source: RefSeq, a predicted model, not a curated record